Messenger RNA from Perkinsus marinus ATCC 50983, 1869 nucleotides. RefSeq lists its product as hypothetical. The coding region runs from base 1 to 1869 and encodes 622 amino acids. Gene Ontology annotation, biological process: mitochondrial RNA processing; regulation of mitochondrial mRNA stability. Lineage: Eukaryota; Perkinsozoa; Perkinsida; Perkinsidae. Gene Ontology annotation, cellular component: ribonucleoprotein granule; mitochondrial matrix. Gene Ontology annotation, molecular function: RNA binding. The record is from RefSeq and is a predicted model, not a curated record. The transcript is spliced from 8 exons.
AUGGUCGAAGGGAAGCAAUGUGUGUGCCACGCUCGCGUCAAUAAGCAUGUUCAGGCCGGAGAGUUCGCCCCUGGGGAUUUCGCUAACGUCUGCGUGGCCAUGACGCGGAAGUCAUCACAUAAACCCGUGCACUUUCUAAAGGGGGCGUACCCUUUUCUACUACACCAGAUGCAGCGCAGGGCUCACAAAAUCGCGGAUGUAGUGAGAAUCCUCAGGGUGUAUGCCCGAUGGCCGAGCGGCCUGAUGAAGCAGACCACCAUGAUAGUGGCCAUCACAGCACAGCUCUCCGUCGAAGCUCUCACGGGACUAGCCGAUCAGGAAUUGGCGCAAGUGUUGGCCUCCUUGGCUUCGUUGUGUGGCUCUCGUGAGUAUCCCUAUAGGGAAGGAAUUGCUGUGUUCCAUCGAGCCGAGCCGGUCAUAAUCUCCAGGAUACCCGCGAUGGAUCAUGGGAGUCUCUCGAGGAUAGUAUUUGCGUACAACGUACAUGGCCUCGGCGAUGGACGUCUCUAUCGCUUAUUGCUGGACCGAGGUCUGGAGGUCGUAUCUGCGAUGUCGCCACGGCAGUUAUCGAAUUGCCUGAAGGUUUUCGGUGAGCAACUCUGCAGUCGCAAAGUUCAGAGGACAGAAGGCUGGAGCAGUGAACACCACGAUGGCAAGAUGGGUCCAUCGACCUCGACUACUGAGCCGACCUGGUUCUAUGACGCUGCAGAAGUUACUGUCGUCCGCAAAAUUAGAGAAUUUAAGAGUCUCGAUGUUGUGGAAACCAUCGUUGGAUACGCUCAUGCACGGACGGGAUCAACGCAGCUGUGGGCCGUCCUAGUGGAGGCGACCAACCAUCGUAUAACCAUCUUCAAUGCGGAGCAAGCCUCUAUGUUAUGUUGGGCCUUUGCGGUGGUUCGGACUGGGGCUAAGCUGUUCCCCCAACUCCAAGUUACUGCACUGGAGCGUCUCAACCAGUUCUCCGCUUUCGGCCUGACUAAUAUGCUUUGGGCGUUCGCGGUGAUGAAGAAGUUAGAUCCCGAUUUCUGUGAACCCAUCCUUGCCGUGCUGACUCCUGAAGUCGUCUCCUCCGACAGUCGCUGUGCUCUCCUGUUUCCCACUCUACGCGAGCUGCAGGCUGUACAUCCCGACUUCGAUCCGGCUGGAACGGAGAGGUAUCUUGGGUAUUGCCGCUCACAUUUCUGGGACUUGCAGCUCUCUACUGCUCCUAGUGACGAACUCAUGACCUCGAUAAGCGACACUCUUGUCCAGAUCGAACGUCCUGGUGUAGGAAUGUACGACUUUGACGGAUUCCUGGUUGAUGUGUGGGUGCCCGGAAUCAAGGCAGCCAUCUUAGUGAGCACCCGAGCCAACAUGCAGGCCCGAAGUCAAACUCCAACGGGUGAAGCCAUCCUGAGGCAUCGGCACGUUAUGCGAGGAACAAGAGGACGUGUCAUUCACGUCUGGGACCAGGAAUGGUACGAAAUGGACAGCCAAGAGCGGGCUACCUUCCUCCGAGAGCGACUCGAUCGAUGGUAUGAAGAGGACCAAAACGUCGAAAAGGGACAAGGGGCUCCAGAGGGGUCAACUGAAAGCGUGCCGACCCCGAAACGGAUCCCUGUCGAGCCGAUUCCGGGAGAAGUGGAGCUUUUGAAGAAGCUCCAAGAGCGUAUGAAGGAGGAGGUCGAGAUCGGGAGUGCGCUGACGCCUGGUUUAUGUGCUGGUAGUCCACAAGAGAUGGCAAGAAAUAUUCGGCGUCAAAGGCGAGCAGCGAAGAGGUGGAAAGAAAUCGACACCCCAGAAGACGAGCCAGCGAGACUCCCGUGGGAAGCCAAGAUGUGGGUGAAAGAGCGCAAGACAAGGCAUGGCGGGGCGAGAGGGAGCAAAUAG